Molossus molossus (Pallas's mastiff bat) is the source of this 324-nucleotide messenger RNA. It is a transcript of the gene SERTM1, whose product is annotated as serine rich and transmembrane domain containing 1. The record is from RefSeq and is a predicted model, not a curated record. NCBI's taxonomy places the organism in Eukaryota, Metazoa, Chordata, Mammalia, Chiroptera, Molossidae. Gene Ontology annotation, cellular component: intracellular membrane-bounded organelle. The transcript has a single exon. Bases 1 to 324 code for a protein of 107 amino acids.
AUGCCCGAGCCGGACUCUCCCUCUGUGCUUUCGGGAGCCGUGGAGAACGGGACUUUCCUCGAGCUGUCCCCCACCCCCCUGUCCGCCUCGACCGACCCAUCCUCGGGCCACCUGUCCAACGUCUACAUCUACGUGUCCCUCUUCCUCAGCCUCUUAGCGUGCCUGCUUCUGCUCUUGAUCAUUGCCCUGCAGAGACUCAAAAACAUCAUCUCCUCCAGCUCCUCCUUCCCGGAGUACCCCAGCGACGCAGGCAGCUCCUUCACCAACCUGGAGGUCUGCAGUGUCUCCUCUCAACGGUCUACCUUCUCCAGCCUGUCACAGUGA